AUGGCGGAAACUUCUGCAACUUCCUUCACAAAAAGCCAAUCAAAUGGUGAGUUUGAGAAAGAGGCUUACGAUGAAGCAUAUGAGCAACUUAGCCAAGAAUGUAAGGAACUACUUCUUUCACUUCCCAAAAGGAGGGGAUGGACUAGCCCAUAUGUUUAUCUCUACCAAGGUAUUUGGUUUGCACCAACUAGUAUUCAAGCGAUAUGCUCCUUCCAAAAGCACUUCCAAGCAAAAGAUACUGAUAUUAUUAUAGCUUCCUUGCCGAAAUCUGGUACUACUUGGUUGAAAGCCCUUACUUUUGCCACUGUGAAUCGUAGCCGUUUCUCUCCUUCACAAAAUAACCAUCCUCUUCUCAUUGCUAAUGCUCAUGAGCUUGUUCCUUUCCUUGAGUUCAAUCUUUAUGCCAAUAACCAGAUCCCUGACCUCUCCAACGUGAUUGAACCAAGACUUUUUAGUACACAUGUUCCAUUUCAAUCGUUGCGUGAUUCAAUCGCCAAGUCCCAAUGCAAGAUAAUCUACAUAUGUCGAAACCCUUUUGACAAUUUUGUGUCCUUUUGGUUUCACCUAAACAAAAUCACGCCACCAUCUUUACCCAAAUUAUCAGUUGAGGAAGCACUGAAAAGGUAUUGGGAGGGGAUCCAUGAGGGUGGGCCAUUUUGGACACAUAUGUUGGGUUAUUGGAGAGCAAGUAGAGAGAUGCCAAACAAGAUUCUGUUUUUAAAGUAUGAGGAUUUGAAAGGAGAUAUCAACUUCUACUUGAAAAGAGUGGCCGAGUUCUUGGAUUUCCCAUUCGAUUCCAAGGAGGAAAGUGAUGGGCUUAUUCAAGACAUUAUUGAGUUGUGUAGCUUUGAGAGGAUGAAGGAAUUGGAGGUGAACAAGACUGGAAAACUUUUGCAGAAGUAUGAAAACAAUUACUUUUUUAGGAAAGGUGAAGUAGGAGAUUGGGUUAAUCAUUUUAACCCUUCAAUGAUAGAGAAAUUGUCCAAAGUGAUGGAAGAGAAGUUGGGUGGGUCUGGUCUAUCCUUUUAGUUGUUCUUAUUUCUUUACAACCAGGUAAGCUCCAUGGCUUCUAAUUUAUGCCUGUCUUUGAAAGAAGAUAAUUUAAGACAUAGGCGUCUGUCUGUGGAACCAGAAGCAUUGGAACUAACUGAAAUUUAACUGUAAGCCAUUUCUUGCAUCUAAUUGUGCCGUUGCAUUAGAGCCACUUCACACUUUUUCAGAUUGGCAACUUGGAAAAGAAUGUUGAUGCAGGUUGGAGCUUGUGGAUUAUCAGGAUGGGAUCGUACCUUAGCAAAUUCUCUUGUUGGAUUUUGUAAGACAUGAAAUUUAGUAUGCGUGAUCGUCUGAUAGAUUGUGAAAUUUAUUCUAUUUCGAGUGUUUUAAAUAAUUUUGAAUUUAUGCAAUUAUUCGAUUAGGCUUUCA
Messenger RNA from Neltuma alba, 1422 nucleotides. RefSeq names its product cytosolic sulfotransferase 15-like. Lineage: Eukaryota; Viridiplantae; Streptophyta; Magnoliopsida; Fabales; Fabaceae. The transcript has a single exon. Gene Ontology annotation, molecular function: sulfotransferase activity. Bases 1 to 1029 code for a protein of 342 amino acids. The record is from RefSeq and is a predicted model, not a curated record.